CGAAUUUUAACUUCGUAAAAAUAACUUCUCUCGGACCGCGGAUCUUGGUUUCAACUUUUGCAAACAAUUUUUAAAAACAAUCUGAGGGGGCGGAUCGGAUAUAGCAGAGUGAACUUUAACAAUGUAGAGCAAUGGAAGUUGCCCAUUAUAUUGGUGUGGAUGUGGGCACCAGCAGCGUGAGGGCAGCAGUAGUUAAACAGGAUGGCAAAAUUAUCGCUAAGGCUUCUGAGACCAUCCGGAUCUGGAAUCCAGACACAAACUUUUAUCUUCAGUCAUCAGAUGACAUCUGGAAUGCAGUGACUCAAGUUGUUAAGACAGUGGUGGAUCAAUCAGGGGUGGAUAAAGACUUUAUCCAUGGUAUCGGAUUUGAUGCGACUUGUUCUCUGGUCAUUCUUGAUGAUGAAGGAAAACCAGUUUCAGUUUGUCCAAAUGAUGCCAAAGGGUCAGAAAGGAUGCAUACAUUUAAUGAGCAGGAGUGUGACAUCAUUAUGUGGAUGGACCAUCGUGCCGAGGAGGAAGCGAAGUUUAUAAACUCAACCAAGCAUGACGCUCUGAAAUGUGUAGGUGGACAGAUGUCUUUGGAAAUGCAGCCUCCCAAACUCUUGUGGCUGAAGAGGAAUUUACCAGACAGUUGGACAAAGGCUUGCCAUUUCUUUGAUCUUCCAGACUUUCUCACCUGGAAAGCCACACAAAGCACAUCAAGGUCCCUUUGUUCUUUGGUAUGUAAGUGGUCCUAUCAUGCAGAUAACCAGGGCAAUCAAGAAUGGAACCAGAAUUUCUACAAGACCAUUGGGCUGGAGGAUUUAUUGGAGAAUGAUGCAGCAAAAAUUGGUACGAGCGUCCAGUCUCCAGGGACCCCUUGUGGAAACGGCUUGUGUGACUCGGCGGCCUGGGCGAUGGGGCUGAAAACGGGAACUCCUGUUGGAACAUCCAUUGUAGAUGCACAUUCCGGUGUCUUAGGAUGUGUGGGGUGUGUUCCUGAAGGUGGUCCCCAAGUCUUUCCGUUACCAGACAUCAUGUCCAGAAUGGUUCUCAUAUGUGGUACUUCAGUCUGUCACAUGAUUAUGAGCCAGAGUCCUCAUUUUGUGCCUGGUGUUUGGGGUCCAUAUUAUUCCGCCAUACUUCCUGGUCUCUACAAUGCUGAAGGAGGACAAAGUGCUGGGGGUAAACUGAUAGAUGAGUUAAUUGAGUCCCACCCUGCAUACAGUGAAGCUCAAAAGAAAGCAAACCAUCUACACAAGGGUAAGCCAGGCCACAUACACGAAUGUCUAAAUCAAUGGCUGAACACUUAUGCACAACAAGAGGAGCUGCCAUUUGUUAGUCACUUGGCUCGAGAUUAUCACAUAUACCCAGAUUUCUACGGAAAUCGAUCACCACUAGCAGACCCAACAAUGAAGGGAAUGAAAUGUGGAAUGACCUUGUCAGUGAAUUUGAGAGAUCUUGCAAUACAAUACCUAGCCACUGUUCAAGCGCUAGCAUAUGGGACCAGACAUAUCAUUGAUGAAAUGAAGAAGGCAGGUCAUGCAGUUGAAGUCAUUUACAUGUGUGGUGGACUCAGUAAAAAUCCACUUUAUGUGGAAACUCAUGCAGAUGUUUUAGGCCUUCCUGUGAUUUUGCCCUGUGAGGAGGAAUCGGUGUUAGUGGGAUCAGCAGUUCUCGGAGCAUGUGCCUCCAAAGACUUUGGUUCGAUCCAGGAUGCUAUGCUGAGUAUGUGUGGAGAAGGAAAAAUAAUCAGCCCAUCAAAGUCACAAGCUGGGUUCCAUGAUAAGAAGUACAGGGUGUUUAGGAAAAUGGUGGAAGACCAGUACCAGUACCAAGAAAUCAUGAGGAUUGAUUGACAGUUAAACAUUAUUUAGUACGAGAAACAUGAAUAUGAACUAUAAACAUGAAUAUGAAGAUGAAUACGGACUAUGAAUAUGUACUAUGAAUUUGAACCUUAAACAUGAAUAUGAACUAUAAUUAUGAAUAUGAAUAUGGACUAUGAAUAUGUACUUAAGUAUGAAUAUGGACUGCAAACAUGAAUAUGAACUAUAAACAUGAAUGCAUACUAUAAACAUGAAUACGGAC
Molecule: messenger RNA, 2067 nt
Organism: Ostrea edulis (European flat oyster)
Lineage: Eukaryota; Metazoa; Mollusca; Bivalvia; Ostreida; Ostreidae
Product: FGGY carbohydrate kinase domain-containing protein-like
Exons: 16
Coding region: 132-1838 (568 amino acids)
Biological process (GO): carbohydrate metabolic process
Molecular function (GO): kinase activity; phosphotransferase activity, alcohol group as acceptor
Source: RefSeq, a predicted model, not a curated record